UGCCGUUACAUACAUUGCAACGUGAGUAACAAGUUGAGGGUGCAAGAUUGCAACAUGAGGUUCACGCUGGUAUUUCUGAUCGUGGCGAUCGUGAUUUGUACCAUGAUCCAAGACUCUGAACAAUUUUGGUGGGGGCGCGGGUUUAGAGGCGGUAGAGGACGUGGAUGCCAUCGUCGUAGAACAACAACAACGACUACAACAACGACUACAACGACAACGCCUUCAACAACUACUACUACCACAACAACACCGCCACCUCCUCCUCCAGGUAGAAGAAGGCGCGAAGUUAUGGAGGAACCACUUCUAUCACCAACGGUGCAAUAAAAGUGAAGAAAGUCAGUCAAAUUUCCGUGAAGGCACGAAUAAAAUGCUAAAACUUGAAAAUAGGAUUAUAGUUUUACUCCAUUACCGAAAUAAAUGAUGUUCACUGUUAUAGUUUGUGAAAUAAAUAAUUAAUGAGCAAUAAAAGUAUAUAUAUUUGUG
Molecule: messenger RNA, 483 nt
Organism: Ooceraea biroi (clonal raider ant)
Lineage: Eukaryota; Metazoa; Arthropoda; Insecta; Hymenoptera; Formicidae
Product: exocyst complex component 5
Source: RefSeq, a predicted model, not a curated record